Molecule: messenger RNA, 345 nt
Organism: Phytophthora sojae
Lineage: Eukaryota; Oomycota; Peronosporomycetes; Peronosporales; Peronosporaceae
Exons: 3
Coding region: 1-345 (114 amino acids)
Source: RefSeq, a predicted model, not a curated record
AUGCUGCCGAACCCCGACACGGACGCCACGCUCGACGCCAGCACGGACGGCACGCUGCCGGACCCGACGUGGACGCCACGCUGGACAACUGCACUGUCGACACGCUGCCGGACCCGACACCCCGGCGUUGACGCCACGCUGGACAACUGCACUGUCGGCAUGCUACCGGACCCCGACAAGGACGCCACGCUCGACGGCACGAUGGCGGAACCCGGCGUGGACGCCACGCGCGACCACGGCAUGGUCGGCACGUUUGUGUACCCCGACGGCAUGAUGCCGGACCCUGACCUGGACGCCAUGCUCGGAGCUGGCAAGGUGGGCACGCUGAUCGGACGCCACGGUUGA